Molecule: messenger RNA, 864 nt
Organism: Bufo bufo (common toad)
Lineage: Eukaryota; Metazoa; Chordata; Amphibia; Anura; Bufonidae
Product: olfactory receptor 6M1-like
Exons: 1
Coding region: 1-864 (287 amino acids)
Biological process (GO): G protein-coupled receptor signaling pathway
Cellular component (GO): membrane
Molecular function (GO): olfactory receptor activity; G protein-coupled receptor activity
Source: RefSeq, a predicted model, not a curated record
AUGUCUUUUUUCUUUCUCCUUCUUGUUCAUAUAGUUACUUUACUUGGAAAUGUUCUAAUUAUUCUAACCAUCUGGAAAAGUAAUGUUCUUCACACUGCCAUGUAUUAUUUUCUGGGUAACCUGGCAUUCCUGGAGAUAUGUUUUACCUCUUCAAUCAUACCAAAACUUUUAUCUAUUUUAGCAUUUGAAAACCAUGCCAUCACUUUUUGGGGCUGUCUCGCUCAGUGCUACUUCUAUUUUUUGUUAGGUUCUGUUGAGUUGCUUCUUCUGGCUGCUAUGUCUUUUGAUAGGUAUAUAGCGGUGUGCUACCCUUUACAAUAUGGAGCAAUAAUGACGCCAAGAUUAUGUAUACAUCUCACUCUAGGCUGUUGGAUUGCUGGAUUCACAGAUACUUUUAUCCCAACUUUACUUGUAUCUAAAGUUUGGUUCUGUAAGUCUAACAUAAUUGACCACUUCUUCUGUGAUGUAGAACAUAUUCUAAAACUUGCAUGCUCAAACACAGGAUUUAUUCAGUUGAUUAACCUAUGUUCCUCUUCUUUGGUUGUCUUUGGGUCUCUGCUAUGCAAUAUAACAUCAUAUGUCUGCAUAAUAGUAUCUAUAACUAAGAUUUCCAAAGCAGGAAGUAGGUGGAAGUCAUUCUCCACAUGUGUUUCUCAUCUACUUAUUGUGGUUAUCAUCUAUGGAAGUUCACUCUUCUUGUGUAUGAGGGGUGCUACAGCAUCGUAUUUGGACAUUAGUAAACUCUCAGCUUUUAUGACUGGCAUUGUGACCCCUCUUUUGAACCCAUUCAUUUAUACUCUUAAAAAUGCCCAGGUACAUAAUUCUAUUCAUGUACUCAUUUUCAGGAUGUUCAAUCCAAAUUAA